Molecule: messenger RNA, 769 nt
Organism: Daucus carota subsp. sativus
Lineage: Eukaryota; Viridiplantae; Streptophyta; Magnoliopsida; Apiales; Apiaceae
Product: methyl-CpG-binding domain-containing protein 5-like
Exons: 3
Coding region: 8-559 (183 amino acids)
Molecular function (GO): DNA binding
Source: RefSeq, a predicted model, not a curated record
UUAUAAGAUGCUUCACUUUUAUCGCCGUCAAGAUGGCCCGGAGUUGAAGGCGACGCUUAUCAAACAAAAGAUAGUAAAAGCUUUGAAACUCUGCCAACGAAAACAAGAGAGGAAGAUGUGGAGCAACGACCAAGUUGGUUGCCUGAGAAUAGGACAAUUACUUGCAAGACUCAGGCUUCCGGUGCUACUGUCUGGGUGCAGUGGUGCUGGAGCUACAGAUAGGUAUUACGUAGAGCCAACAACAGGUGCACGAUUUCGGUCAAAGGUUGAGGUGGAACGUUAUCUAGAAACAGGAAGUAAGAAUAAAUUACCCUCUGAUACAAAUGCGACGCCAUCGGGGACAUUGAACAAAAACAAUGAAAAAUCAGGUACCAAGAAGACAGGAACGAAGAGGAAGAAGGAAGCUGUGUGGAGCUUUGAUUUUAAAAAUCCACCUGAAGAGGUUACCUGGUCUCUCGUGGAUGGAAUGUGGAAACCUUCAAUAGGUGGCGAACAGGUACAGGAAUCAACUGCUCAGGAGUGGGCAGCUACUUUUGAGCUUGAAUGUAAGAUGGAAUGAAACAUGCCCUCUCUGUUUUUUUAUUUUUUUUCUUUGGUAGAAGAAUGUUGUUGAACAUUCCUGUGACUUCCAUGCCCAGUGUGAUACAAAUAGGCUCGGAUCUAAGUAGUUCAUUAGCAUUGCUAUUAAUUAGCUUGGCAGAAUAUCUCCUGUUCCCCAUUCAUGUGAUUUCUAUGAAUGUCGUCGUGGAGGUGUGGGAUUUUUUUAGCA